AUGGACGGAUCUUUCUCGGCUCAGGAGGGCCGCGCGUCGGCUGGGAUGGUGCUACAAAGGGAGAAUGGUUCAACAAUAUUUGCGGCUUAUAGAUAUAUCUUCAACUGUAACGACGCCUUAGACGAAACGGAGAUUCAUGCUUUAAUACAGGGUAUGGCACUGGCCAUUGAGCAUUCGGAUAUGUCUAUCAUUGUCCAGUCAGAUUCUACAAGUGCUUUGGCCACCAUUGAAGGAGAUACGUUGUGUAGGUCGGCCUACGGACACUUAGCUGCGGAGAUUAAAGCUUUUAUGGUUGAUAGAGAGUUUCUUCCACUGAAAAUUAGUAGAGAUCAGAAUAAGGUAGCACAUCAACUGGCUCUUUAUAGCCGUACCAAUGCUUGUACUGCAGUAUGGCUGAAUUCAAGCCUACCUUUCUAUGAGGACUUGUUAUCUCGUGAUUAUAACUCGAUCAUUAUGAAAUAA
This is a messenger RNA of Triticum turgidum subsp. durum (durum wheat), 462 nucleotides long. The record is from the annotation of a GenBank genome assembly. Lineage: Eukaryota; Viridiplantae; Streptophyta; Magnoliopsida; Poales; Poaceae.